Marasmius oreades (fairy-ring Marasmius) is the source of this 2349-nucleotide messenger RNA. RefSeq lists its product as uncharacterized. Lineage: Eukaryota; Fungi; Basidiomycota; Agaricomycetes; Agaricales; Marasmiaceae. The transcript is spliced from 9 exons. The record is from RefSeq and is a predicted model, not a curated record. Gene Ontology annotation, biological process: peptidyl-threonine phosphorylation; peptidyl-serine phosphorylation; mRNA cis splicing, via spliceosome. Bases 130 to 2244 code for a protein of 704 amino acids. Gene Ontology annotation, molecular function: ATP binding; protein serine/threonine kinase activity.
GGAGCAAAGCUUUCACUCGAACUCCACUUAGUGCUGCGACUGCUUGCGUUUUCCUUCGACGCUCUUCUUCCUCUUCUCCCUUUUUUUCCAUCGUGCGGUGCCUCGUAAACCCACUUCAUUGCGUACAAAAUGACUAACAUGUCCUCAGGCUCAAAGCGUAUUCGGGAAGACGGUGGUGAAAUCCGAGAGCACAAGAGACCUCGAGAAGAUGCUAGGGAUUGGAGGGACGUACAUCUCAGAUCAACCUCAUCAAAGAAGCCCAUCAGCAGGAAAGAUAGUUACGAUAGGAGGGACCACUACGAGUCAGACAGAAGCAGAAGAGACAGAGAUGAAGGACGGCACAGACAAGGGAGUCAUAGGGCGGACAGUCGGGAACCCAGGGAAGACUAUUCACCGAGAAGACAUGGACGUUCCCCUCGGAGGCACGGGUAUUCUCCAAGAAGACACUCGACUACCAGAACCACGUCUCAUAUGUCUUCCGCGGCACACAACGGCGAGGAGAAAGAAGAAGGCGAGAUAUCACCUCGACCUAGCCCCCGUGUAAAAACGCAAGCGCUUCCUCCAAAUGAUCCAAAACCCAUCAACGAACCCCUACCAGAAAUGGAGCUCGACACUGUACCAUCUCCGCCCUCUGUUGAAGAGACACUAGCUAGUAGACGUGCGAGACGGCAGGCGAUUUUGGCAAAGUAUACUGGUAUUGCGAGUGCCAGCGAUAGUGUCAGUCAGCCGUCUGGACAAAAUAGUGCGACCCAGGAGCAUCCUCCUUCCACAUUUUCUAACAAAGAUUCGAACAUUAAUAGACCCCAAGGGCAAGGAACUAAUGGUACUAUUUCCCAAAGAGUCUCGUUAUCGCCUUCUCCUGCAGUUGGAGAUGAUUUUACCCUUGCCAAGAAUGACGAAGAUAAGUCUUCUGAUAUGAAACGGCAUGUGGAAGAAAUCUCGAAGACGGACCGUGAUCAAGUCUCAGCCGCAGAUUACGACCCCAGUCUCGACCGUCGCGAAGAUGAACACAAGCGCAUCAAUGCCCCCGUGAAAGUUGAACCUGACGUUGAGGAGAUCGAAGUAGCAGAAGAGGACGAGGACGAGGAUGACCUGGACGACAUGUUCGCCGUUGCGACCGCUCCCAAAAAGCCCAAAGCUCGCAAGGUCAAGAAAGUCAUGAAACCCUCUGCACCCGCAUUGAUCACAACGACCACAGAUUCCGCUGCUGACGCUGAAGGAUAUUAUUCCAUCAUUCUCGGCGAGCAAUUGGACGGAGGACGGUAUCAAGUAUUCUCAUCGCUUGGCAAGGGGAUGUUUGCCAACGUUGUCCGAGCACGAGUACUACAACCAGAGCCAGAUGAGCCUAUAGGACGCGAGGUGGCCAUCAAGAUCGUGCGCUGCCAGGAGUCUAUGUACAAAGCAGGUCUCAAAGAGGUCCAGAUGCUUAACAAGCUUAAACAAGCUGAUCCUGAAGACAAAAAACACAUCGUUAGGCUGGAGCGGACUUUUGAACAUCGCGGGCAUCUUUGUCUGGUGUUUGAAAGUUUGAGUAUGAACCUACGCGACGUCGUAAAACGAUUCGGUAAAGAUGUUGGUCUGAACAUAAAGGCGGUCCGCGCAUAUGCCCAUCAACUUUUUUUGGCCCUUAGUUUAUUCAGAAAGGUUGGGGUGAUGCAUGCCGACAUUAAGCCAGAUAAUAUCUUGGUGAAUGAACAGAAAACGCUUCUUAAGUUGUGUGAUCUCGGUUCCGCAUCGGAUGCCUCUGAGAAUGGAAUAACACCAUAUCUGGUCAGUCGAUUCUAUCGUGCUCCUGAAAUCAUUCUCGGUGUCCCAUAUGACCCCGCACUUGAUAUUUGGUCCAUGGGAUGUACACUUUAUGAGCUCUACACGGGCAAGAUUCUCUUUCCUGGACGAUCCAACAACCAGAUGCUUCUUUUAAUGAUGGAGCUAAAAGGUCGUUUCAACGGGAAGAUGAUCAAGAAGGCCAAGUUUGGUGAUGGUUAUUUCGACGAACUCGGUGCUUUUAACAGCGUCGAGAGGGACCGGGUUACAGGGACGGAUGUCAUCAAGAAAGUACACGUCUCAAAACCCAGUCGAGAUCUACGCUCGCGUGUAAUGCCCCCCGCCUCUGUGAAGAUGAAGGAUGACGAGAAUAAAUUGCUCCUUUCUUUCAUUGACUUGCUUGACAGAUGCCUUGCUCUUGACCCUGCUAGACGAAUUACACCUAAAGAGGCACUGGCACACCCUUUUAUACGGGGAUGACGAUGGAUGUUGGAUGUACUUAUGUUUCUCUCUUUUCCUCGCUUUUGUAUCAAGGCCAUUACGGUGGCGUGUAGUGUUAAAAUGAGAUCCGAAAGUCAGACCGUG